Molecule: messenger RNA, 1650 nt
Organism: Penicillium longicatenatum
Lineage: Eukaryota; Fungi; Ascomycota; Eurotiomycetes; Eurotiales; Aspergillaceae
Product: putative MFS multidrug transporter
Exons: 5
Coding region: 1-1650 (549 amino acids)
Biological process (GO): basic amino acid transport; transmembrane transport
Cellular component (GO): fungal-type vacuole membrane
Molecular function (GO): basic amino acid transmembrane transporter activity
Source: RefSeq, a predicted model, not a curated record
AUGGCGUCUGAGCGUGUCCUUUCCGAGACCUCCCCGUUGCUGGUGCCCGGCAACGGCACUGCCACUACUGGAGCAAUAGACAUCCCCCAGGAGGAAUGGGCAGAACCAAGAAAUUGUGAUGAGGAUCAGGCCAAGGAGCCGUUUCCAGAUGCUCAAGUACAGCUCAAGUAUUUUAUUCCGGCAAUUUCAUUAGGUAUAUUCAUGUCAGCUGCGGACCAAACCAUCAUUAUGGCCAGCUAUGGACAAAUUGGUAGUGAUUUGAAAGCUCUCAAUUUGACCAGCUGGAUUGCCACUUCAUACUUUCUGACCUUGACCUCAUUUCAACCGCUGUACGGAAAAUUAAGCGAUAUCUUUGGCCGAAAGGAAUGUCUGCUUUUUGGCUACGCCGUUUUUGGACUUGGAAAUCUAGGCUGUGGGCUUGCACGUAAUAUUUAUGAGCUGAUUGCGGCGCGCGUUUUCCAAGGAAUUGGAGGUGGCGGUAUGACCACUGUUGUCAGUAUCUUAAUGAGUGACCUUGUUCCCCUGCGCGACCGAGGUCUCUGGCAAGGCAUUAUCAAUCUCGUCUAUGCCACUGGAUCAACCGCGGGCGCACCCUUAGGAGGGAUCCUAGUUGAUUACAUCGGCUGGCGUUGGGCUUUUUUGUUACAAUUUCCCAUAUGCGUCCUGGCUAUUGUUGCUGUAUCCCUUAUGCUCAAGCUUCCGACCCACGAAAACACAGACUGGAAGGCGAAGCUAAAGCGCGUUGACUUCCUUGGCGCGGUUGUCCUCGUCGGUGCUGUCCUAGGCCUCCUAGUUGGUUUGGAUCGUGGCAGCAAUGUGUCAUGGACGAUGCCACUAACUAUCGUUUCACUGAGCUUGUCAGCGAUUUUCUUUGUUCUCUUCGUGCUAGUGGAACUAUAUGUCGCAGCUGAGCCCUUUGCACCGGGCCACAUCAUCUUCAACCGCACUUUUUUCUCCCUCUAUUGCUGCAAUUUCUUCAGCUUCGGAGGCUGGUUUGCCGUUCUAUUCUACAUCCCACUUUAUUUCCAGGCCGUUGAUGGUGUAUCUGCCUCUGGCGCUGGUUUGCGCUUAUUACCGAGCAUUCUGUCCGGUGCAACCGGGUCGAUUCUCGCUGGUCUCAUCAUGAAGUGGACAGGGAAAUAUUACUGGCUCACGAUUGCAGCAUACUCAUCUUUGACUUCGGGCUGCUUCUUGAUCUACUUUUUCUCAGGCGGCGUCAUGACGAGCACUAUCGGCAUGAUUGUUGGAAUGGUCAUGUCAGCAUUUGGCAAUGGAACCGGGGUCACAUCGACUUUGAUUGGCUUGAUAUCAAAUUCAACAAUGGAGGAUCAGGCAGUCGUUACAGCCUGCUCAUACCUAUUCCGAUCUUUGGGUUCCGUUAUAGGGAUUUCACUGUCAUCAGGUCUAGUUCAACAGCUUCUACGAGGACGGCUUCAAUCGGACCUACAUGACAGCAAAAACAUUGAUGAAAUCGUCAAUGGAGUUCGAGAGAGUCUUAACUACAUCAAUAAGCUGGAUCCGGAGAUUUCUAAGAUUGUCCGCAACUGCUAUGCCUGGGCGACUAACAAGGGCUUUAGCUUUCUAACUGUUGUGGUGUUCUUUGCCCUUUUCAGCGCCUGCUUUAUGAAUGAAGCCAAACUCAAACGGUAA